UAACAUGCAACCGGCUUGGGUGGCUUCUGUCAAAAUUAUCAAAAAUUUCAAACCUGCUCGUUUCCUGCUUCGAUAUCUAAUUCCAGCAUGGCUUGUUUUAACCGUUAUUUUGCUGUUCAGCCUCUAUCGCCAAUCGUCGAAAAGGGAAGAAUCAACUAUACAAGUGAAAAGCAAAUUGAACCACAGCUUCAGGUUUCUGUCAAAGACUGAAAUUUUAAGAGAACGCUUUCAGAAAGAGAACGGACUUGUGGGUGCGAUCAGGAAAAAUUCUUAUGGGACUUCUGGAACGGCGGUUUGUGUUGUAGAUCCAGCAAUGACUGAAUGUGGCGGCAGUGGGUUCUCUUCCUUUCUCCUGUUCACGUUGGAUCAUAUUAUGGUGUGUCGCGCUCUAGGAAUCAACCAGCAAACUGUGCUCUGGAGAGGUUGUAAUUCCGCUUGCGCGCGGGACCCAGCUGUAAACUCGUGGAUGUGGUAUUUCGAGCCUGUUAACGAAGGAAUGGAAUCAAAAGUUGAAAAUGUUUUUUGUCCUUUAAGCCUUAAAGAUAUUACAGAAGUCAGGUUAGAUUAUUUUAGCCACAUGGAUGAAGCUGAUUUAAGGACAACGAUCAUAGAUAAUAGUUUUAGUGAUAGAAGCGACGUUGAGGGAUAUGGUGAAAGCCGGAUCAUAACAACAGCGGAAAGAAUCCGUGUAAACAAAUUAAUUCGUCAGUAUGUUAAGCCCAAUUCUCGAGUAAAAGAGAGAGCAGACCUAUUUUAUCGUCGAAAUAUGGCGGGGUUCACUCUUUUAGGAGUUCAAGUUAGAGCAACAGAUCACUGGAUGGAAGCGAAAGAUCAUAAGCUGCCGUCCGUGAUAAGCUGGGUGGAGAGAGCACGAGAAAUUCUUGAAACUUUGCCUGAGCCAAGAAAGAUUUUCAUCGCCAGCGACAACAAUGAAGUUAUCCAAAAAUUUAUUGGUGUUUUUGGAAAAGAAACGGUUGUUUUCACAGAAGCUUUCCGAGCAAAGGAAUAUCACAGUCAGACGCCUCCGCAUGUAUUUAAAUUCAAAUACAACGCAACUCACCCGUACGAGCGAGAAAUUGGCACCCAAGUGCUGAUGGACAUUCUGCUCUUAGCCAAGUGUGACGUGUUUUUACAUGCCGAGUCCAGUGUAGCCGCUCUGGCAAGUUACUUCAACCCGCAUAUGAGAAGCUAUUUCAUGGAUGAAAAGCCUGCUAAGGAUCAAGGAACAAUUCGGCAAAGAACAAAUCUGAAUGAAGAAACAAGAAUGGAGAAACGAAAGCUAGAGGACGCUCUAGACUUAGAAGCGAUAGUAGAGUGUCUUGUCAAUCAUUCCGUUGGAAGUGCUUGUCCGAAUAUUGCCCAGGGUUUACUUGUUGACUUAUUUAAGGUUUCUCUUUAGCUCUCUCUGAGUAUUUCUCAGAACAAGAAAAAAAAUUUAUGAUUUUAAUCUUUACAAAGAUUUUGAGAUACAAAUGAGAUGGAAAGAGGAGAGCUUUAGUGUGGUCUGAGUAAUUUAACUAUAGAACCUGUUGAGGUCGACACAUUUUUCCUUAUAUUGAAAAGUUUCUUGUAGUUCCGUUUAGUUUUCAUACCAUACCAUAUAUUGAAAUAUCUUGUUUUACCAAACUGACACUGAUAUAUCAGAACGCAAAGUAUUUUCCUCAGUACCUGUAACCAAAAUUGCGCAGUACUCUGUUACGACUUAAAACCACUAGAAGCUGUGCCCUGUCGGUUGGCGCAUGUGCAUACUUGUUUUCGUCAUGCCAAUAAAGGGAGUGCCCUUUCCAUUACCGACCUUGCAGGGGAGUAGCUGGGAUUUUCAAAGGGGAGGGGAAGCUGGGGGAUACAUCAAAGUUAGAUAGGCUGCAUGCCUUGCAUGAGGUGGUUCAUAUAGCCACUCUAUCUACCUUAGUUGCCCGAGGGCCUCAGUUAUAAAGGAGCUGAUUACCAACUAAAAAUGCUCUUGAUUGUCUAACAAUCAAGAGUAGGGCACACUAACCACUUAAGUCCAGUUGUAUAAAGGUUAGGUCCAGUUGUAUAUCCAACAGAUAAAUCCCUAUCCAGCGGAUAACUGUGAAAAAAAACGUAGAGCACUAUCCACCAGAUAGAGAUUUAUCCUGUGGAUAACAUUAUCCAUGCUUUGAACCGAGGCGUGGUCACUCAAUCUAACAAUACCAUUAUACAGUUCCUCCACAUCACCUCAACUUUCACAAGUAUUUUUUGGAAAAAUGUGUUGCUUUUAUUAUAAUUAAAUCACCCCAAAAAUUUUAAUGCUUGAAUUUACUUACGUAAACAAUUAUAUACAUACACAACUGUUGUAUCAAUUUACUAUACAUCACUUAAUGGCUGCUAGCAGCAGUCUAUUAUAAAUCUGAUUCGUUUAAAUUUAUCUUGUUAUCAUAACUGUUCUCUUUAGUUAUCAAAAUUAACUGUCAUGUACAUGACCA
Molecule: messenger RNA, 2447 nt
Organism: Pocillopora verrucosa
Lineage: Eukaryota; Metazoa; Cnidaria; Anthozoa; Scleractinia; Pocilloporidae
Biological process (GO): protein N-linked glycosylation
Molecular function (GO): alpha-(1->6)-fucosyltransferase activity
Source: RefSeq, a predicted model, not a curated record